GCUUGUAUAAUGUAUACUAGGAAUAUAGGUUUACUGCUUAUAUAUUUUAUAUAACUUAUAAAUUAUUCAUAAAACUAUGUGAUUUUACUUAAAUACAAUGAUGUUUAACACUCAAACAAUUCCUUGGUAGCUUUAAGGUUCCUAAACAAUGAAACCCUAGAAAAUACUUAGCGCGCCGGAUUCAAACAUGACCACGACAGUUUCAUACUUCACAACAUAAGAAUAGAGUUGAUUGCGUUCAAUAGAGGGUUCACGACUUGACGAAAUCCGAUAACUAGUUUACAAUAUCGAAUUGGCUAUGAAAACCCUGUAUCUUGAAUGUUGUGGACUGAAUGUGUCUGAAUGAAAGUAGCCAGACUUCGUGAUGUGUUUUAUUUCAUCGGAAAAAAUAAUAAAAAAAAGUUUAAGAAAGGUAAGGGUUAUGGUGGGGCAAUCACUACGUCAAUAAAGGAAGUGGGUCAUAUCAUUCGUGAGACCUUACGCUUUUCUGCUCAUAAAAGCCUUCGCUACGGAAAUUGACAUAGUAUUAUUGUGGCAUUGGUACGGACACAGUUGAAGUUUGUAGCGCUUAGUAAUUUGUAUAAAAUAAGUUUUGGAUAAAAUGAGUGAUCACUUUUAUCAAAGUAGUUUAUUUAUUGUUAUAGCUGUCACAGCCUCAGUGAUUGCACAAGAUGCAAGCUUUUACAGAAAUUUAAUUACUUUCAUGAUUCAUAACAGUGAGCAAAAUGCUACUUUAAACGUUGCGUCGGACUUUACGGAUUUUGAAGCGCUGGGCUGUAACAGCUCCGAUCCAUUUGCUAUAAUAGUGCAUGGCUGGAAGGAGAGUUGUCAAACCGAAUGGCUGGUAGACAUGAUAAGCAAUCUCUCAAACGUUCGGGCUGGUUGUAUCUAUUGCAUGAAUUAUAACAAUUUUUCCCGCCAUGAUGACUAUUUUGGGUUAGUUCGGCAGUUCUUGCCAAUCUCCGAGGUUCUAGUGGAAAAGCUGCAACAGUUGGAGAACUUCGGAUACGAUUUCGAUGAAGGAUACAUGUUUGGGUUCAGUUACGGUGCCCAUCUGGCGCUUGACUCGUUAAGGAGAUUUGGACCUGGCAAGUUAGCUGCAUUGGAUGUUUGUGAACCAGCUGGCCCCGGUUUCGAUGGAGAUCAAAAGUAUCGUGAAAAAUGUCCUACAGAGGCAGCAAAAAAUGUGCAAUGCAUUCAUACAAGUGAUAAUUAUGGAACGAACGUGCGAAAAUGUCACCAGAACUGGAACAUGGGACGUUGCGGUAAAUCACAAGACGCAGCUGGUCCUUAUCCGAAAGGAUCACACGGACUGUGUCCAUACAUUUUCAACAGCGCAUUCAAGCAUGACUUUUUAGCCAUGCCCAAUAAGCAAGGGUGCGAAACGAAACGACUUGCACCUGCAUGGCCAAAAGGCUUCCGAAUGGGUUAUUUCAUGGAUCGCAAAAGUGACGUGAUUGGUGAUCUUUUUGCGGCCACAUCGAAGGAAUAUCCGUUCUUUGAUAAUACCUUUGCUAAUGAAGUCAAUGAAGUUUAAUUACUUUGUGAAAUAAUGAGGGACUACUUUUAUGCUUGAAAAGGUGUAAAGGAACAAGGUGUCCGUGCUAAUUUAGUGUUAUCCCGUGUAGAAACGAAACAAGUUUUUCAUCUUUGGUUAACAUUUAGAGUGCCAUGGCUUUGAUAUGUGAUAGCCAGUUAUGUUUCCUGGGUGCCAUGGCUACCACAUAUGUUAUAUAAUAAAUAACCACAUAUAUAAUACCACAUAUAUAAUAAAUGAAAUGAAAUGAAAUAUUAUAGCCAAG
Messenger RNA from Anopheles arabiensis, 1802 nucleotides. Its product is annotated as pancreatic triacylglycerol lipase-like. The coding region runs from base 602 to 1537 and encodes 311 amino acids. The record is from RefSeq and is a predicted model, not a curated record. Gene Ontology annotation, molecular function: lipase activity. NCBI's taxonomy places the organism in Eukaryota, Metazoa, Arthropoda, Insecta, Diptera, Culicidae. The transcript is spliced from 4 exons.